UAAGCGCACUACUAAAACGUGAAAAUCGCCCGCCGGCAGCUCUGAGCGGAGCGAACCGUAAAGACGCUCAACUAAAACUCUAUUCAAAAGAAGCGUUUUACAGUAACUGCAGUUGGAGGUGCCUUAUCAAUGGAACCGUUGACAGAGGACGGCGGGGUGCGGAAAGAGGUGGUUCAACCUGGCGUGGGCCCACUGAUCUCUGAGAAUUGCACCGUCAUCUUGCACUAUAAUGCCUAUGUAAGUGACAAUAAGAGUGAGCCCUUCGACUCAACCUGGCUGCGGAACCAGCCUCACAGAUGCAGUCUUGAAGAGCUGAUGGUCCCUGGUCUGGCAGUGGCAGUACGGAGUAUGCGUCGAGGUGAACAGUGCCGUGUAGUGGUCUCACCUAAAUAUGGGUUUGGUGACCUGGGUUGCCGGCCUCGCAUCCCACCACGUGCCACUCUGCUCUACGAGUUGACACUGCUUAAUUUCAUAGAGACUGAGUUUGAUGGUGACAUGGACGGUUUGGAGCGUGAAGACUACAGAGAGCUUCCCUUUGACGUUGUGUAUGAGAUGUGCUGCCGCAAGCACCGAAAUGGGAACCGCUUCUAUGGCGCUGACGACUAUGCAAGUGCAGCACGCUGCUAUGCUGCGGCCGCCAAAGUUUUGGAGUGGAUGCAGGAGACUGCGGACAGCGAGUACCGCCACCGUGAGCUGCUGUUGAAGCUAUACGCCAACCAAGCACAGUGCGCAUUGCGGAUGCGUAAUGCAAAACUGGCGGUGGCCAGCGCGCGGCGUGCACUCCAGCUGGACCCUGACUCUGUCAAGGCACUGUACCGGUGUGCAGUGGGGCUGCGCAUGCUCGGAGAGUUUGAGGAGGCGGCUGAGCUGCAGCGGCGAGCCUAUGCCCUGAUGCCCAACUCGUUGCAUAUAGAGCGCGAGCUCUGUGCUCUCAACAGAGGCCUCUUCAACCAAAAGCAGGAGGUAGCUCAGCUCUGCCGCAACAUGAUGCGUGCACUUGGGACUGACGGCAGCGCCUGUGAGGAGCGUGAGGCCAGCUGUAGGCGUCUGCGCCUGGCCACUGAACAGGCUGUGGAGCCAUUCACUCGUCAUGUGAUCCGCAAGGCAGUCGAGGCACUAGCUGCUGCAGAACCUGGCACGGAGCUGCCGUUUGUUGGUGACUUCAACCAGAAGGAGCUGGCAUAUGUGCAGAUGCUGUGCAAUGACCUGGGUCUCCCUUGCCGUGAAGUUGACGGUGGGCUUAAGGCUUGCCAGGCAGCACUGGUCCGCGACACUUUCAGGUGCGCCUGAAAAGUGCAACUUGUGCAUUAAUGCAUCGCUUUAAGUUCACGUUACAAUAAAGCUGAAAAUACUAAGUGAAAUAAAAGAAGCAAUGAACUUUGUG
This is a messenger RNA of Dermacentor silvarum, 1384 nucleotides long. RefSeq names its product inactive peptidyl-prolyl cis-trans isomerase FKBP6-like. The record is from RefSeq and is a predicted model, not a curated record. Gene Ontology annotation, molecular function: protein binding; peptidyl-prolyl cis-trans isomerase activity. Bases 130 to 1290 code for a protein of 386 amino acids. Lineage: Eukaryota; Metazoa; Arthropoda; Arachnida; Ixodida; Ixodidae. The transcript has 6 exons.